Messenger RNA from Vanrija pseudolonga, 817 nucleotides. It is a transcript of the gene apt, whose product is annotated as Adenine phosphoribosyltransferase. The transcript has 2 exons. NCBI's taxonomy places the organism in Eukaryota, Fungi, Basidiomycota, Tremellomycetes, Trichosporonales, Trichosporonaceae. Gene Ontology annotation, biological process: adenine salvage; AMP salvage. The record is from RefSeq and is a predicted model, not a curated record. The coding region runs from base 15 to 659 and encodes 214 amino acids. Gene Ontology annotation, molecular function: adenine phosphoribosyltransferase activity; AMP binding; adenine binding. Gene Ontology annotation, cellular component: cytoplasm.
CCUCAACUGGCACCAUGACCACGACACCACCAGACCCACCCCACAGGCCGUACCUCGGGGCGAUAGACCGCACGGACCGCAAGAAGGGGCGGUACGAGCUGACGUCGUUCUUCGCGACGCCGGGCGCGCUCGACGGGCUGCUGUGCGACAUAGUGGGCCACUUCAGCGGCAAGCUGCCGCGCGUGGACGCGAUCGUCGGGCUCGACGCGCUGGGCUUCGUCGUUGCCGGCGGGCUGUCGGCAUUGACGGGCAAGCCGGCCAUCCUUGCGCGCAAGGGGGGCAAGCUCGCCCUCGCGGACGAGGACAAGGCGAGCACCGGCGCGUUCGCGGACUAUGCUGUUGGGCGGGAGGGGGCCAAGGCGCUCGAGAUACGGAGGGAUCUCGUGCGGCAGGGUAUGCGCGUCAUUGUCGUCGACGAAUGGAUCGACACGGGCACGCAAAUGACCGCCGUCGUGCGCCUGCUCGAGUCCCUCGGCACGGAAGUCGUCGGCAUCGGCACGCUGCACCUCAGCCGCAGCGGGCGCUCGGCCGCCGCCGACGCCCUGUGGCGUGACUACGACGUGUUCGCGGCCAACCGCAGCGACGAGGUGCAGGCGCAGUAUGAGAAGGAGGACGAGGACCGCGCGGGGGUUACGCGGCCGGCUAGUAGCGCCGCGUAGGGUAGUUGGGCUGAAUCAUGUUAGUGGUCUCACCCCGCGCAGGCCUCGCGAGGUCCGUCGGGGCGUGACUUGGAGGCAGAGGACGGAGGUGGCCUGUGUUGCUUGCCGAUCGAUGACCCUGGCGAUGAACAUGCCAUGGCGACUGGGUUUAGAUAUGC